AUGCAGACGACAAACGACAUGCCCGUGUUCCGGUCCCUCGGCUGGCUGGACAGGUACCUCGCCGCGUGGGUUCUGCUCGCCAUGGCCGCGGGCCUGCUGCUGGGCAACUUUGUCCCCGGUGCCCAGGACGCCCUCAACCAGGGGCGUUUCGCGGGCGUGUCGGUGCCGAUAGCCGUGGGCCUCCUCGUCAUGAUGUACCCUCUUCUGUGCAACGUGCGCUACGAAGCGCUGCCCGACAUGUUUCGACACGGCGCGCUCUGGAAGCAGCUCGCCUUUAGCGUCCUGCUCAACUGGAUCGUCGCGCCUUUUGUCAUGCUCGGCCUCGCUUGGGCCUUUCUCCCCGACGAGCCCCGUCUCCGCUCCGGGCUUGUCCUCGUCGGCCUCGGCCGCUGCAUCGCCAUGGUGCUCGUGUGGAACGACGUGGCGGGCGGGGACCCCGAGUACUGCGCGAUCCUGGUCGCCGUCAACUCCCUGCUGCAGAUGGUGCUGUUUGCGCCGCUGGCCGUGCUCUUCAUCAGCGUCAUCGGCCGCCAGCCCGGCCAGGACGGCAUCCGAGACCUGUCGUACUCGCUCGUGGCGGCCAGCGUGGGCAUAUUCCUCGGCGUGCCUCUCGGCGCGGCCAUCCUGACCAGGCUGCUUGCUCGAGCCGUCGCGGGCCCCGAGCGGUGCCAGGGCGUCCUGGCGAGAUUCGCGUCGCCCCUGUCGCUUGCUGGCCUCUUGUACACCAUCGCCGUGCUGUUCGCCGCGCAGGGGAAGCACGUCACCCGGCAGGUCGUCUCCGUCCUGCGUGUCGCCGCCCCGCUGGUGGUGUACUUUGUCGUCGUCUUCUCCGCCACCCUCUGGGUCGCCAGGCGAGCCGGCUGCGGCUACCGGCUGGCCUGCACGCAGAGCUUCACGGCGGCCAGCAACAACUUUGAGCUGGCCAUAGCGGUGGCUGUCGCCACCUUUGGCGCGGACAGUCAGCAGGCCCUGGCGGCCACCGUCGGCCCCUUGAUCGAGGUUCCUGUUCUGGUGGGCUUGGUGUACCUGGUGAGAUGGAUCGGGCGGCGAUGGAACUGGAGGGACUAG
Molecule: messenger RNA, 1068 nt
Organism: Ustilaginoidea virens
Lineage: Eukaryota; Fungi; Ascomycota; Sordariomycetes; Hypocreales; Clavicipitaceae
Exons: 3
Coding region: 1-1068 (355 amino acids)
Biological process (GO): arsenite transport; antimonite transmembrane transport
Cellular component (GO): plasma membrane
Molecular function (GO): antimonite transmembrane transporter activity; antiporter activity; arsenite transmembrane transporter activity
Source: RefSeq, a predicted model, not a curated record